AUCUGUCAAAACGCUGCGUGUAAUAUCUCUGAGCGAGGCCGCGCUGCGAAGGCACCAUCCUUCUCCAUUGUUGUCCAACUUUCGUCUGGAAACUACAAGCUCGAAUUUUUCCAAUUUCCUCUCCCAAUUUUUCAUUUUGUAAAACUGAAAGUUGAUCAAGGGGUUAACUUUUAGCAAAAAUGGAGCCACAAGAAACGUUAAUAUGGAAAGCAGAGUCGCCAGAAUCACCGGAAUCCAUGGUUUCGGUGAGUAUAGGGAAAGCCAUAACCACUCUACUGGGCGCUCGCUCCAGGAAGCUCCACGAUGCCAUUUCUCGCCUUUCUCCUGAUUCUAACAAAAGGCCUUCUCUCGGGUCCUUGGAGGAUUCCCUAUGGUUUCUGCACAAGUUCGUUAAAGACGGUGCUGAGAGAGACCAGAAAUUGGAUGAUAUUCUCAUUCCCAUCAUUCAACAUUCUUUGAGGAGCAAAGACUCAAAGCAUGGUGGGCAAGCUUUGAUACUUAUAAACUGGCUCUUUCAAGAUGAAUUUCUUUUCCAAGCUGUUGCUAGGAGUCUUGCUGACAUUUUAGCGAGAAAAGAUGAUCGUUAUAUAGCUCUUGGUUGGUGUAUUCUUAUUCGCAGUCUUGUAGAGUAUGAGAAUUUUAUGGAUAAGCAUCCAGUAAACGGAAUAAGAGACAAUUACAAUGCUUUAUUGAAGAUACUUUGCUCGUAUAUCCCUUUUUUGUCACAUAUAGUAUCCAAGGGAAGCACUUUGCAGGAUGGAUUUGAGUUACCGUCUCGCCUUUCAAUGUCUGCUGCUGAUUGUAUUUUAUCUAUUAGUGAAGCAUUAACAAAGAAGAAUAAGGUUUUGAGCAAAAAUCAAAAGCUGUUGAAUUCAAAUGCAUCUAACCAGCCUAUUAGUCUUGUAUCAGCUGCUAUUGGAGAGAAGAAAGAAAAACCAUCUCGUGAACUUUCAGAAGACUCAAACUUUGACAUGGCAUACUUGCUUUGGAAGAGGAUACAAGAACUUGCUACUCUAUUACAGAGACUUCUUGCUUGGAGCAGAAAGAGUCGGCCUUUACAUGCUAAAGGGGUGGAGCAAGUGCUUAAAUGGUUGCAGGAAAUAAAAGGGCACUAUGGUUACUUUCAGGAUGAGGCAGAUGCAAACUUUCCCAAAACUGGAGCCUUGCUACUUUCUUCUUGUUGGAAGCACUACAGCAUUUUAUUGCAUUUGGAAGAUCAUAAAUUUUCUCAGCAUUGCAAUGAAUUGUUGGACCAGUACAUAUCUGGCAUUCAGUAUUAUACAGACAACCAUCCUGAGGGUCAUACAGAGAACAAGGAUGCUGGUAUGGAGACUAGAAAAUUUUUCCUCAACUGUCUAUGCCUUCUUUUGGGACGUUUGGACAGAAAGAAAUUUGAAAGCACAAUGUCAGAAUAUGGAAUGCAGAUAUCACGUAUUCUUUUAUCUCAGCUGCACUAUGCUGAUGAAGAUGUGAUAGCUGGAGCUGUUUGCAUAUUUAAGGAAGCCAUAUUUAAACCAAAUUAUUAUUCUGGAGAUGGCCUCACUGAAAGUAGACAGAUGGAUAUGGUGUUACCUUUGUUGCUUAACCUUCUAGAUGAGCGUGAUGGCAUUGCUAAAGCAGUUGUUGUUCUUAUAGCAGAAUAUUGCUCCAUGACCUCAAACAGUAAUUGUCUGAAACAAGUUCUGGAGCGCCUUGCUUCUGGAAAUGCUUUGCAGAGAAGGAAUGCUAUUGAUGUUGUAUCACAAGUGUUGUGCAUGUCAUUGGACUCCACAGGCAAACUUUCCCAUUUGGCAUGGCAAGAUAUAGCAAACAACUUGCUAGAGCGCUUUAGCGAUGAAGAUAUUACAAUUCGUCAACAAGCAUCUAAAUUGAUUUCAAUGAUAGAUCCAGCAUUAGUUUUUCCUGCCUUAGUACACCUUAUUUAUUCAUCAGAUGAAGGGGUGCAAUCAUGUGCUAGUACUUCAUUAACUACAAUGCUCAAAUGUCAUAGCCAGAAACCUGAAGUUAUAUGUAUGCUGCUUGACUGCCUUAGCAAUCUCAACCAAGGUCUAGAUCUUUCACUAACUACUGGAUAUCAAAGAGAAGGACCAAAGGUGGAUAUUGAUCGAGUACUUAAGCUGAUGUCAGAGUGGUCAAAAAGUGUCCAAAACUGGAACUCCUUGAUUGGACCAUUGAUUGACAAGAUGUUUGCAGAGCCAGCAAAUGCAACUAUUGUGCGGUUUUUAAGUUGUAUAAGUGAAUACCUAGCAGAAGCUGCGGAUGUAGUACUUUCUCGUGUCCUGUUGCAGAUUAAGCCACAGGAAGGGAUCAGCAAGGGCUUCUUGUCCAGAUGGGAGAGUAAAUCCUGCACGAGUGAGGAGUUGAUGAAAAUGGAACAAUCUUUAUUUGAGCGCCUUUGUCCAUUACUUAUCAUUCGGAUGCUUCCAUUGGGAGUUUUUGAUGACCUGAAUUCUCAUACUAUGUACGGUCAACUUCCCAUCCAAGGCAUUACUCAUGAAUGGGAAGAUAUCAAUGUUGUUGAUGAGUGUGUUGCUGCAUUCCUUCUACAGAGGGCGUUUAAUAAGUACGAAUUUGAAGAUGUAAGAAAACUUGCUGCUGAGCUCUGUGGCCGCAUUCAUCCUCAGGUGCUCCUUACGAUUGUUUCCUCCUUAUUAGAACAUGCUGCAAUUUCUCACGAUAUACUAAGGAUAAAAGCUUGUCUAUUUGCCAUUUGCUCUUCUCUUAUGGUUAGAGGGAGUGAUUCAGUUUCUCAUCCUGCAAUUCUUCAAAUCAGGAAAACUAUAGAGACAGUUGUGUUGUGGCCGUCUUUAGAUGGGGAUGAAGUUUCCAAAGCACAACAUGGAUGCAUUGACUGCUUGGCACUGAUGAUAUGUGCUGAACUGCAAGCUCUCAAAUCAUUUAAGGACUCCUCAGAGAAGUAUAGCACUAUUGGGAAGACGAGAAAUUCUGGGAAUGAUGCCUCAGAUAACUCUGCUCUGGCCUAUGUAAUCCAUCAACUGACAAAUGAUAAAAAAGAAGUUUCUAUCUCCACAAUAAGGAGUGAAAAAAAUGAAUUUGAUGCACCAGUUCCACAUUCUUUUCGUCUUUGUAUGGCUAACACUCUCAUAAGUGCUUGCCAGAAGAUAUCAGAUUCUGGCAAGAAAUCUUUUGCUCGAAGAACUCUUCCAAAUCUUAUUCAUUCUGUUGAGAUGAUAAUGCAUGCAGAGAUCAGAGCUGCUUGUGUUCAGGUUCUGUUUUCAGCUGUGUACCAUCUAAAGUCUGCAAUCCUUCCAUAUUCAGUUGAUCUUCUUAAACUCUCCGUGAAAGUUCUUAGGGAAGGUUCUGAGAAGGAAAAGAUGGCAGGUGCAAAGCUAGUGGCAUCACUCAUGGGCAGUGAAGAUGCCAUUUUGGAAAGCAUAUCAGAGGGAUUGCUAGAAGCCAGACAAGUGCUCUUAAGCAUAUCUUCUUCGGAUCCUUCACAUGACUUGCGAGUAGUAUGCAAGAAGUUGCUUGCAUGCAUAACUUCUCCUUCAGUUCCAACGAAGUACUUAGCCUAACUUGCACAGAAGACUUACAUUUUCCUCAAUAAAUUCUGAAUAUGAUAGUUGUACUUCAUGUAAUAUAGUUUUCAAAUGAAAAAGUCUUCUAAUAACAGACUAAUUUUGCAUAAAGUUUCCUAAUAACACUAUUUUCUUCGGACCCUUCAAA
Messenger RNA from Hevea brasiliensis (rubber tree), 3687 nucleotides. RefSeq lists its product as uncharacterized. Lineage: Eukaryota; Viridiplantae; Streptophyta; Magnoliopsida; Malpighiales; Euphorbiaceae. The record is from RefSeq and is a predicted model, not a curated record. The transcript has 24 exons. The coding region runs from base 180 to 3536 and encodes 1118 amino acids.